ACGACGCGGGGCGGCCCGUUCACACGUAGCCUACUGUGUUCGCUAGCAGUCUGGUGAAGCAGCGAGCGACACAAAAGCGAGGCCCUGAGAUCGCCGCGCUCACACCAAAAGUGCUUUUAGUGUAGUGUGUCGGAGGUGUUCGGAGGGGGCUGACUACUUCUUAACGUUUCACUUUUAUCUUGUUUUCCCACCGUGUGUAAAUGCAAGCGAAUUCGGAACUGAUAUCUGGGCGUGCCAAGACGGUUGAGAUUCAAAUGAUGAAGCGCCGCUCGUUAGCCGGAAACUGCGGGGUGGGGGUGUUCGUCAUAGCUCUGGUCACGGUGCUGGUGGCUUUUGCGACACCCAGCUGGUUGGUCAGUGAUUAUCGGAUCACCGGAGCCAAGUUGGAUCGGUUGGGCCUGUGGACCCAUUGCUUCCGAUCGCUGCCGGACGUGAACGAUGACUACCAGCGGAGGUUCUUCGUCGGGUGCCGAUGGGUGUACGAUCCGUUCACGACCGGGUACGAUGAAAUCCGGGGAUUCCUGAUACCACCAUUCAUGAUAGCCACACAGUUUUUCUACACGCUUUGCACUAUCGGUAUUAUACUGUCCAUGAUAAUGGUGCUGUUCUUCUUCCUGUGCGCUGGACCGGAUCAGAAAUUCUUCCUGAAGUUGAUUAGGACCAUGGGCUACGUAACGCUAGCCUCAGGAGUUUGCGGCGGCAUCGGCGUCGUCGUGUUUGCCAUUUUCGGCAACAAGGACAAAUGGAUGCCGGAACAUGCCAACAAUUGGUUCGGGUGGUCCUUCAUCCUGGCCUGCAUCGGAGCCGUGGCUUGUGGUGUGGCAGCGUCGCUGUUCCUUGCCGAAGCGCACGUUCAAAGCCGAAAGCGACGGCAGCUGAAAGAAUCGCAAACCCGAUUCCAGAUUGAUAGCGAGUCGAAGGCUUAGAAGGGUUUAUCAGACUGUUCGAAAUGAAACGACGAAAUCGAAGUACGCACACAGCCGUUUUGGAAGCAGAAAGUUAACAGUACAAUCGCAAGAGUAUGCCUUUUAAAUUUGAAGAAUCUGUAAAUACGAACUUUUUACAACAUUCCAUCAAAGACAGUACGUUUAUUUUUCUCUAAGAGUAAAUGGGAUCGUACAUAAUCAAAAGCCACGAAUCCGUCCGUAAUUAGAAUCUCUAAGUUUACACGUUCAUUAGUAAGUGAGAAAUUUUAAUUUGCCUUUCAAUGUAGAUAUCUUUUUAAACUAAACAUUCCAUCUUUUUACGUGAGCUAUCAUGCAAUAGUUUCAUCCUGAUGAAGAAUGCCAAAUUUAUGCAGUGUCCACAACUGUUAAGCAGUUCACUUAACACCAUACCUGGUUCAAUUCAUUCAUUUAUACUGAAAAGUACUUGAACAUCGCGAAACAAAAAUCGAAUGUCUACUAGAACACACCAGUUUUUUAAGUUCUUCCAUUUUAGUUUAUGAUUUUAUGUUUUCCUUUUUCUUCGUUUUACUUUCUUUUAAUUGUUUUGAUGCACAACUGACAUCAAUAAUUGCUGCCUUGAAUAAGAUAAUAACUAAUCGUAGUUGAUCAUCUAUCGAUGACGUGGAUAUAUCGACUCUUAAGAAAUCCAGCUAAGCAAAUUCUGAAUCGGUCAGAACAAAACGAAAUUGCAAUUGGUUCAUAAUUUUCGGUAUAUUUUAAUGUGCGCUGAUCUGCCCUGUGUGGUUCGGAGUGCGCGUUUAGAUAUGUAGGUUAGACUAAUGUAAGAAAUAGAAGAUUUUCUAUUAUUGUAGAAACUAAUGAACGAAAACAUUCGAAAUAAUAAAUAUUUUUUUAGAAGUA
Molecule: messenger RNA, 1808 nt
Organism: Aedes albopictus (Asian tiger mosquito)
Lineage: Eukaryota; Metazoa; Arthropoda; Insecta; Diptera; Culicidae
Gene: sinu
Exons: 4
Coding region: 201-926 (241 amino acids)
Biological process (GO): regulation of tube size, open tracheal system; septate junction assembly
Cellular component (GO): membrane; septate junction
Source: RefSeq, a predicted model, not a curated record